Cajanus cajan (pigeon pea) is the source of this 1535-nucleotide messenger RNA. Its product is annotated as GATA transcription factor 11. Lineage: Eukaryota; Viridiplantae; Streptophyta; Magnoliopsida; Fabales; Fabaceae. The record is from RefSeq and is a predicted model, not a curated record. Gene Ontology annotation, molecular function: sequence-specific DNA binding; zinc ion binding. Gene Ontology annotation, biological process: regulation of DNA-templated transcription; cell differentiation. Gene Ontology annotation, cellular component: nucleus.
GUGACUCCAAAUUACCAACAUAAAAUUUUAGCCACGCCAAUAAUAAAGAAUGCAGGAAAAAGAAUAAUGUUGGGAUAAAAUAGAGACAUGUCACAUGCGAAUAGGAAAAAGAAAUAGUGAUUAAGUUAAAAGAGUUAAGAAAGGGCAGAGGUAGGAAGAGUGCAGAUAAGGGCUUCCGCAUGGUAGCGCCACCGCCGUAAAUAAAAAUAAAAAUAAAUAAUAAUAAUAAUAAUAAUAAUAAGAAAAGCAAAGCAAAGACAGAGAUUGAAAGGAAUCUAUUUGAGACUUUGAGUUGAGUUUGAGCAAUUUCACCUGUCAGCUGUCACCGUAUUGUAAACAUGAAGGACUGUUUGUUUUUUGACAAGAAUUUCAAUGGUUUGUCGGAUAAGAUUCUUGAUGAUGUCCUCGAGUUAUUUGAUUUCCCCCUUGAGGAUGUGGAAACUGAUGCUGGUGUGGACCUAGAUUGGGAUGCUGAGUUCAAACUCCUUGAAGAGCCAUCACUUGGGAUUUUUUCUCUAGCGAAGACUGGCGAACCUACACAUGGCAAAACUAUUCCUAUCCAGAAUGCCUCUUUAAAUGGAAAAGAUUUGCAGCAACUCCAAACCAACAGCCCAGUUUCUGUUUUUGAAAGCAGUAGCUCUCCCUCAGUUGGGAAUUCCAACUCUGAGUUACCUGUUGUCCCUACGAAUCAUCCUCGAGGCAAACGAGGCAGACGCCAGCGUCUCUCAAACAUCAAUCUGCUAUACUAUGUUCCUGUCAACUUAACUCCACCAGAUUUUCAAAGGAUAGCCGUCUCUGAAUCAGAUUUGCCAACACAUUCUGCUGGGAAAUUAAUAUACAUAGUCAAAAAGCAGCAGAGGAGAAAAGACAUUUCCUUGCCAACGUACAAAAUUGAGAUGAAGAGAUCAUCAUCACAAGAGUCAGUUGCAACCAGAAAAUGCAUGCAUUGUGAGGUGACAAGCACGCCUCAAUGGAGAGAGGGACCAAUGGGUCCUAAGACCCUAUGCAAUGCUUGCGGGGUUCGGUAUCGGUCUGGACGGCUCUUUGCUGAAUACCGGCCGGCAGCUAGCCCCACUUUUGUAGCAUCAUUGCACUCAAACUCUCACAAGAAGGUCUUAGAAAUUAGGAACAGAGCAACCCAGGAGAGUGUUAGAUAAACCUUGUUGGAAAUCCUCUAGGAUAGUAUUGUGUUAGAUUUUAUUUAGUGGUAGUCCUAAACAUGAUUCUCUUGAUUAUUGUUCUCCUUUUUUUAUGGUCUAAUCCUAAUCUUAUAUUGCCUAGCAAGUUAGCAUCAUUUGUUUUAUGUAAAUUGAUUGGCAGAACAAUAAAAGGUAGUAAGACUAUAAUAGUGGUUCAAUGCAUGCUAUGCACUCAAGAUGUUGAAAAUUCUGAGAGAAUUAAAUUAAGACACUGUUGAAGCAAAGAGACAAUAUGGGAUGAAAAGAGCUAGAAUCCUAGAAAUUGGAUGCUGGUUGUGUUACUAGGGCAUGGCGUAGAGGAUCAUGCAUAGUUCUUCAGGUGCUUUGUGAUAUUUU